Molecule: messenger RNA, 1315 nt
Organism: Schistocerca piceifrons (Central American locust)
Lineage: Eukaryota; Metazoa; Arthropoda; Insecta; Orthoptera; Acrididae
Exons: 6
Coding region: 137-832 (231 amino acids)
Source: RefSeq, a predicted model, not a curated record
GUUUUAGACAAAAUAGCAUCUCUUUGUGGUUCACUUGAAGAUCUUUGACUAGAUUACAUGUCCGCGGGAAGUGUAAGUUGUACCGGUUAUUGGAUGAGAAAUUGGUUGCCCAAUAGAAGAUAAACAGGCGAAGGAGAUGGAAAGCCUCGAGGAUGAUGUUAUACAAUUGAACAAAGGUGGUGUUGUGGAGUUGGCUCUUGCACACGGGUUUUUUGGGCCAGCUGCAGGAGGUGUGCAAACUGAGGCAGAAAAGAUGGAGAAAACAGAGUAUUGGAUGGCAGUAGAUUCUUUUCUCAACUCUGUGAAAUCUCACAGAAGUGAACCAGUCGACAUUGGAGACGAGUCAAUUUUGCGAAGGCUUCGUAAAACUGCCAACUACGUAAAGGAAUACAAGGAGACUAUAGCUGACGCCACUAACAGUGCCGAAGGAGACGUGGACGAAAUAGAAGAGGAGGAGGAGGUGGAGGUGAUGCUGGGAGAGGUCGGCGGUGCCUUGGCUGCACUACCCGUGCCGACUGUGGAUGGCGAAACUGAGAAACUACUGCGGAGCUCGAGAGCCUUGCACCGACAGGUGGCGGGGCUGCGGUCCUUCCUGGAAAGCGUCCUGUCCGACGAGGCGGGAGGAGGACGUGUGGAUCUGCCCGACUGUCCCGAAAUGGAGGAGCCUUCGGUUAGGCAGAUGUUGGCUCCAAUUAGACAUAUUGCAGAGAAAAGAGAAGAACUGAAAGUUCAUGAGAAAUACCCCGAUGCCUUCUUACCAGAUCACGUCCUGGCAUCACUGGAUAAGUGUGUGCGAAUGCUGUCCAAUAAGACAAAUGAUCAGCAAUGCUAGAUCUUUUGUGGAGCUGCAUAGAUCUUUUGCAACGUGAGUGGUUAGAUAUGUAGGUGUGCUACAUACGGAAAGUUGUUACACGAGAUUGAUAUCUUGCAUAACUACUCUCCAAAUUUAGCAGCUGUAUCCAGCCGAUCGUGCAGUGAAAGAUCUACGCAGCUCGACAAAACAUUCGUCGUGCAUUUCUCCACGUUUUUUAAAAUAAGAGCAAAAAACCUCCAUUAUGGUUAUUUAUCAUAUGUAUGUUGCUUUAUGAUCUCCAAAGAGAAUGUUAACUUUUAAAAGUGAAUUAUGGAGUUUCUCCGUAGCUGCCAGUUAACAGCAUAAAAUCUAAACCAAAAAAAAGCCUUACCCGAGAAACUGAGAUAAAAUGUGGCCGUGCUCUGUUUUUUGUUUAGCCAUAUGUUUUGUGCGUGUGCAUGUCUUUGCUACUUUAUUGAUUUGGUAUUUAUUUGAUUAGUAAAGAUGACUUUUGCAUAAGGA